Messenger RNA from Adineta steineri, 2426 nucleotides. Lineage: Eukaryota; Metazoa; Rotifera; Eurotatoria; Adinetida; Adinetidae. The record is from the annotation of a GenBank genome assembly.
AUUGUACAACAUCUGCGCCCAUUAUUCUUGAUGAUAAUGAAGAUUUUCUAGGACCUAGUCGUACGUUAAAAGCUGCUGAAGAUCCUGUUUGGAAAAUUGAAUGUGGAAUGGAAGAAUCUACAUUUCCAUGGAUUUAUCCAACAGGAGACGGUGGAGAAUUAGAUGCAAAAAGACCUAUUCCAUUGAAGCUUCGUGAUUAUUGCAAAUUACGAUUAAUGUGCGCUGAUAAAAGAUGGCAAUCUGAUUCCAUCUGGACAUUUCGAGCAAUGAAUUUAAUCCAAAGAGAUGAUUUAUGCACAGCCGUAAACUAUCAUGCCAAAAAAAAAUUCAACAAAGAUCGUUUAUGCUAUAAUAUAUAUCCCGCGAUUGGAAAGGCUAUUCGAGGUACCGCUGCAUUUUGGUCAGUACCACGAAAACACUUACGUGCUAUGUAUGCAACGGUGUCGAAGCCUAAUAUAUUUCUAAGUGUUAAUUUACAAGAUGAUGUAGAAUUUCUCACGCAUAUUGAUCCAAAACUAUUUGGACAUGUGGAAUCUCCAAAUUAUAAUGCUAUUGAUACCCUUUCAGAUGAUGAUUAUUUGCAGCUCGUCAAUGAACACAGCGCACUUGUAGCGCGUAUGUGUCAUCGACGAAUGCUAGCAUUUGAAAAGUUUAUUAGUGACAAAAAACAUCCAUUCUUUAUUGAUUAUGUUGUUACAAAUUAUUUUUUCAAGAUUGAAUUUCAACGUGGUGGAUUACCUCAUUUACACACUCUGCUUUGGCUUGAUAAUUUUCCAUCGGUUGACAGUGCCGAAGGACGUCAAAAACUUAUUGAAUUCAUCGAUAAAUUUCUUACUACAUCAAUAUCAGACAAAGAAAUAGAUCCUAUAGGUUAUUCACUCGUGAAAAAAAAACAAACACAUUUUCACACAUUUACAUGUACAAAAGGUGUUGCUACUGUUCGUAUUCGACGAGGACGUAAAUUUAAAGAUGAAGAAUCAUCGAAAAUUACUGAAGCUAAUCAUUUGAAAGAUUUUAAUAAAAAUUAUUUAAAUGAAAAUGAAAUAUAUGAGAAAAUAGAUCCAGAUACACAUCGUGAACUUCUAGAAAUAAUAAAAGCAAAAAAGGAAUUUUUUGAACGAUUAAAGUGUCGAUUUGGUAGCCCAUUCGACUUGGCGACUGAAACUCAUUUUCGUACUUACAAAGAAGCACGUAUAUUAACAAGAGGUGAUCGAGAUAUUAUUAUAAAAAGAUUAACUGAAGAGUCGAGACGUAUCAUUCCCUAUAACAUGAAUUUUUUAAAAACUUUUCGUUGUAAUCAUGAUAUUCAAAUAAUUACGGAUGCAUGGGCAUCAGCUGAAUAUUUGUUUUCUUAUGUAGCAAAAAAUGCUCAUAUGGAGAAAAAUCUGGUAUACCAAAUAUCAAAUUGUACUUGUACAAGCUUAAAAGAAGCGAAGAGUAUUCUUUUAAAAACAGGAAAUGCUGUACUAUCUCAUCGUCAAGUUGGUAAAGUUGAAGCAUCAUGGACUGUAUUAGGUAUUCCUCUAUAUCAUUCCUCAAUGAGAUCUAAAAGUUUAUAUAUUUCGUUACCUUGGGACGAAGAAAGAUUACUUAAACGAGGAAGAACGGAAGUAAAUAGUGCAGAUGAUUUUGUUGAAUCACUAACACAUCGAUAUGUGAGAAGACCAUCUACUCCAUCUAUUAUUAAUCAAAUGACUUUGUUUGAAUUUUUAACUUGGUUUGAUUUUGAUCGGUCAUCUUCCGGAAAGAUACCACAAAUCUUGGAAGAACCACUAGUAGAAAAUCCUCUUUGGCGUAAUGGUUUUGAGCAACCACCUCUACUUAAAACAUCAGCUUUACUUCCACGAAUCGUUUUAUCAUGUGGCACAGUGUUAAUUCAACAUAAAGAACCAGCUUGUAUUAGUUUUACCUGCCGUUAUGAUGAUUCAAUGUUAGCUAUCUAUUCAAUUCUCUCCAUUGCAAUACCAUAUCGAGAUCCAGCUGAAGAAUUUCUUGCUGGUAAACAGGAAAAUGAUGUAAAAGCUAUUCAUCAAUUACUAUUAAAAAAUCAAACCACAUUAAUUAAGCAAUUUUCGGCAUUGCCUGGUGCUUAUAAAGUACAAAUGCUUAAUGCACUUGAACAUUUAUGCGAUUUAAAUAGUCAUGAUUUUAUUAUUAAACCCAGAACAUCAUUUAUAUUUACAGGAGAAGAUGACGAAGAUAUAGAAAAUGAAAUCAAUGAAAAUAAUAAUAGAAUCAAUGAUAGAAUUAAUAUUAACUGUGAACCAGAUUUAAAUGUAAAUACUGAAUCAGAAAGCAUCGACGAAAAUGAUGAAGAACAUCUAUCUCAAAAUGAACAUGUUGGAAUUAAUUCAGCAUCUACACGAACUGAACAAUUAUUAAAAUUAGCAAAUGAACAACAACGUUUUUUAACCAAUUUUUUUUAG